Molecule: messenger RNA, 2441 nt
Organism: Passer domesticus (house sparrow)
Lineage: Eukaryota; Metazoa; Chordata; Aves; Passeriformes; Passeridae
Product: EEF1A lysine methyltransferase 4-like
Exons: 2
Source: RefSeq, a predicted model, not a curated record
AGGCGCACGUGGGGCGCGGGCGGCACGUGGCGCCCGGUGCUCCCGCCCCGCAGCCCCGCAUGGAGCGGCGGCGCGCGCCCGCCGCGCCCCCCCCGCUACGGGCGGCGCCGGUUCUGGGACACGCUCUACCGGCGGGAGGGCGCCGAGACCCGCGAGUGGCUGGGGGGGCUCUCCCGCUUUCUCCCGCAGCUGGAGCCCGAACUGCGCCCCGGUGACCGCAUCCUCGUCCUCGGCUGUGGCAACAGCGCCCUGAGCCACGACCUGCACGAGCUGGGCUACACCGACGUCACCAGCAUCGACUUCUCGCCCGCCUGCAUCGCGGCCAUGCGCGCCCGCCACGCCCGCUGCCCCGGCCUGCGCUGGGCCGUCAUGGACAUCCGCGCCCUCGCCUUCCCCGACGCCUCCUUCGACGUCGUGCUGGAGAAGGGCACCCUCGACGUGCUCAUGGUGGAGGAAACCGACCCCUGGCGCGUCUCGCCCCAGGCGGCCGCCGCGAUGCGCCGCGCGCUGGCGGAGGUACGGGGUGAGGGGGCAGAGGGUGGACCCCGUCCCCCUUGGGGUGGGGGAAGGUGCUGAGUGCCUCCUCACCGCCCUGCUUCCCUGUGGGUGUUUGUGUGCUCCCAGCCGGUGCUGCCCCUCAGCUGGGCUGCAGCUCCCAGCACUCCUGGGGGUGGCAGACUGGCCCCUCCUGCAGCCCAGCAUUUCCUCCCCAGGGAGGUGGAUGGAGCAGGAUGUGUCCCUGGGUCCUGCUGGGGGAGUGGGUGACCCCUCUCUUUAUCUGCAUGCUAAAUACAAAGAGUUGGCCGGAAAAAUGGGCCCCAUGCUGGCGUGGGCGGCUGCAGGGGACCCAGGGGGACGCACCGAGGUGGCCCCGAGGUGGCCCUGCCUGCCCAGGGCAAGGUGAUGACCGUGGGGCUGAGACAGCUCUGCCCCCCCCCCCGGCCCAGCUUCGAUCGCCUUAGCCGGGGUCCCCAUCAUCUGGUCUGGUGUUGCCAUGGCAACUCCCAUCAGCAUCGACAGGGCCGUGGCGUUGCCACGGGGACGGGUGAUGCCUCGGGGCCCUGUUAAUUGGCGGCGGGACCGGAUUGAACCUGUCCCGGCGCGGGGGUGCAGGUCCUGGCAGCCUCUCCCACCCUGCGGGAAUAACUGCCAGGAUAAUUAAUUGCUGCGCCUCCCUGGCACCCUGGGCUUGCAGGCACAGGGUGCUGGGAGGGUGCUCAUGGCUGUUGACAGCCCUCCGGAUCCUCUCUUGCCUGGCUGAGCCUGUGAGGGAGUGCAGCCCCCGGCAGGGCAGUGGGGCUGAGCUCGCUAUCCGUGCCUGCCCUCCUUGCCAGCGCUGCUGCCUGUCCUUGUCAUUUUGCCAAACGGCAGGGAUUUAAUUUUCCCUUUUUUUUUUCCUUUUUAAUCCUCUGCUCAAUCCCUGCCCUCCCCCAGCAUCGCUGGGUACCAGCUUCCACCCGCAGCCGGUCCCUGCUGUCCUCAUCCCCAGGGGGAUUCGCUGGGUGUUCCCACUUGCUCCCUGCCUUGGAAGUCCCUUCAGAGGGGUCUGUGUGUGGUACCUCCCUCCCCACCCUCAUCCCCCUUCACUGGGGGGUUCACAGCCUCUUCCUCUCCCGGGGGCAUGUAAGGACCUGAAAAUCCGCCCUGCCUGCGGGGACACCCCAGGGACACCCUGUCCCAGGAGCUGGGGACAGCGGGUGUGGCGGGAGCGGGCAGCAGCCCCCUCGGCCCCCCUGCUCCCGCUGACGGAUGGGAAGGUUUCCUGAUGGGAAGGUUUCCUGCGCUCGUCUCCAGGCAACGGCCAUUAUUGCUCUAUUAACGAGGGAUGGGAUGUGGACAUGCGGGAUGCCUCGCUCAGUUCCAGCCGGAGAUCCCUGCCUGCCCCCACCUCCGGGGACCCCCUCCCCGCCCCUAGCUUGGGAAGCUGUGGGGUCUUCCCAGGGCAGAUUUUCAAAAGCUUAGCAGGAGGGAUACUGAGCCAAGUGCCCAGAGAGGGAUGUAGGGAGCUGCCUUCCCCUUUUCCUGGCCAAAACCGGUAGGGUUUGGUUCAAAAGCCACCGCCGCAGCAGGGGAGGACACGCAGGCUGCCUGUCCCCUCCACCGGCCCCAGCCAGAGCUCCCCAGCUGGAGCUUCCCAGCAGGAUUAAACCAGAGCUCGGGAAACCCCCCCCUUGGCCCUCAGCCCUGUCCCCUGCAGCGGUGACUCUGUGCCCUUGCCGGGGGGGGCUGGGGGUGUCCCUGCCUGGGGCAGGGUGCCGGGGAGGGGGCUGGACGCCCGCCCGCCCCGGGCACUGCCUUUGCAUGCUGAGCACGCGGGCGCUGGCCGUAAAAGCCUUUUGACAUUGGAUAAAGCCAAGCAGGAAAAUUGAUGUUCUUUUCCAUCCUGUUAGCGGGGCUUAAUUCCAGCAGGGAGAAAAUGGUGAUUAAAAGGGUUGAGUCCU